GGAGCCGAUCAGCGAGCCGGUAAGCCUGCCGAUCAGCCUGCGGGCAAAGUGUCCCUAGGGGGUGUUGGGGCGGAGUGUGAGGAGGGGCGCUGCUUCCGGGAAGCAGCUCCGCCCCCAAGUGUGCUGGUGAGGCUGGAGUGCGUGAUAGCAGUGGCGGUGGCGGGAGACUCGCAGCCUUUGGCAACUGAACCUACUCAUCCUGCAAACCAAGUUCAAGUCCUCAUCUUCUUUCAGCAAGCUUCUUCUAGCCUCCAAACUCACACUGGAACCCACAGUUCUUUCAAGCUGAGCAUCCAGCAGCUAUCCCAGGGGUCCUCACUUCCAACCAGCCGCCGCCCUGUGCCCUCGCUGCUCACCAUGAAGCCCCAGUCUGUUCUGCACAGCGGCUACUUCCACCCACUGCUUCGGACCUGGCAGACAGCCGCCACCAACCUCAGUGUCUCCAACCUCAUCUACCCCAUCUUUGUAACGGAUGUUCCUGAUGAUGUACAGCCCAUCGCCAGCCUUCCAGGAGUGGCCAGGUAUGGUGUGAACCGGCUAGAAGAGAUGCUGAGGCCCCUGAUAGAAGAGGGCCUGCGCUGCGUCCUUGUCUUUGGUGUCCCCAGCAGAGUUCCCAAGGAUGAGCGGGGCUCUGCAGCCGACUCCGAGGACUCCCCGGCUGUCGAGGCGAUCCGUCUGUUGCGCAAGACCUUCCCCAGCCUCCUGGUGGCCUGCGACGUAUGUCUGUGCCCCUACACCUCCCAUGGCCACUGUGGGCUUCUGAGCAAGAAUGGGAUUUUCCAGGCCGAGGAGAGCCGCCAGCGGCUGGCAGAGGUGGCUCUGGCCUAUGCCAAGGCAGGAUGUCAGGUGGUAGCCCCGUCGGACAUGAUGGAUGGACGCGUAGAAGCCAUCAAGGAGGCCCUGAUGGCACAUGGACUUGGCAACAAGGUAUCAGUGAUGAGCUAUAGUGCCAAAUUUGCUUCCUGUUUCUAUGGACCUUUCCGGGAUGCAGCUCAAUCAAGCCCAGCUUUUGGGGACCGCCGCUGCUACCAGCUGCCCCCUGGAGCACGAGGCCUGGCCCUCCGAGCAGUGGACCGGGAUGUGCGGGAAGGAGCCGACAUGAUCAUGGUGAAGCCAGGAAUGCCCUACCUGGACAUUGUGCGGGAGGUGAAGGACAAGCACCCUGAGCUCCCUCUCGCCGUGUACCACGUGUCCGGGGAGUUUGCGAUGUUGUGGCACGGAGCCCAGGCUGGGGCAUUUGAUCUCAAGGCUGCUGUACUGGAAGCCAUGACCGCCUUCCGCAGAGCAGGUGCUGACAUCAUCAUCACCUACUACACACCUCAGCUAUUGCAGUGGCUGAAGGAAUGAUGGAGAGAGUGUGCAAGACCCGAGAACUAGGACUUUGCAAGGUCCCGGGGCCUUGGAGAAGUGAAAGCCAAAGUAAAUGCUGCAUUUAGAACUGUGCCCUGUGCCCUCUUCCUGCUCCCUUGCUGGCAAGUGCCCACGAGCUCCAGGUGGUUUCUGGCAGCAUGCCACAUCUCACCGCUCGCAGCCACAUCUCCAUGGGCUCCCCCGAGCUCCUCCGCCCUCCCCAGGGUCACCUCUGAGGCCGCCUCUGCUGCUCUAGCUCCUUCCUCUAGUGUGGCUUUAGUUAGAAAGCUCUCAGGAGUCACAGGCUCAGGUGUGUGGUGCCUGGGAGAGGGGCUUGGAACAUUAGGGGAGGAGGAAGGCAGUUGGAUCAUUGGUCCUCAGAAGCCUCAGGAGCUCUGGAGAACCCAAGGCCUCUGGCAGCAUCGCUGGCUACAGGGACUGAGGCUUAGACUGGCCUUCCCAGGUUCAGAGUUGAGUUUUGCUGCGAUUCCCCCAGGGCAGUGGCUGCCGGGCUGCCUCAGAUCUUCUGCUCCACCCUGAGCCAUAAACGCAGAAAAGAAUGAUUUUAACAAGCUGAAACAUUGCCUGAGGAUUAAAAUGCAGAAGCAAAGAGAGAGUUCCUGACUAUUGGAGAUGGUACCAUCAAAAAGGCUUUUUAUUAAAGGAAGAUUUUUUUUUUUUUUUUUUGAGAACAUGUGCUCUGUGCUCAGGCACAGUGCUGGCACUGAGGAUCUAGCCAGACAGACUUCAGCUUGACUCUCUGUGUGGAAGCUAUACGAGGAAAAUAGGAGAGACGGACAAAGCAGUCACAAACUCUAAUCAGUGCUUUGAAGCAAAUAAAGGGUCUGAGGCGGGAAAUGACAAAUGGGGAGGUUGGGGGGAUCCCCCACCCCGCCGAGGUCAAAGACAAGGAAGGACCCUUACGCCACCAGAAGCCGUGAGGAUGACACCGAGUGUGCAAAGAUCCUGCAGUGAGAGGACCUUGGCAGCACUGCUGGGGGCUGGGGGCAGGGUAGGAUGGGUGACAGGGCUGGAGGUUAGAAAGGGAGAUCCCGCACCUUUUAGGAAGCUUGGAUUGUAUCUUCCAUCUGGUACAAAGACAGCUGAUGGAUCUUAGCCAGUUAUGCACGGUCCAGUGUCGCCCGUUUUGCUGCUAUGGGGAAAAUGGAAGAGUACAAGAAAAAGCCUGAUUACAAGGCUACGGCAGACCCCAGGGAGCGAUGGUGGUGACCUGGACCAUGGUGGUGGCUCUGGAGAUAGGAGGAAACAUGUAUUCAGGAGACAUUUUAGAGAAAGAAUUAGCAGGUUUUGCCAGUGCUUUAAAUUGGAAGGGGUGGGGGGAUGGCGGUUGGUCAGCGGUAAGGCACCGGGAGGAAAUUAGGAUGCCUCUAUGGGUUUCUGGCUUGAGCAACUGGAUGAGUGGUUUCAGUUUUCUCCUGAGACUUGACAUAGAAGUUCCCCCCUGGCAAAAGUUCAGGCACAGCUAAGGAGGGACCUGUUCACAAGUCCACCCCACUAUCUGCAAAGUGACAGGGUUUCCCAACUCUGGGCCCAUAGUAAGUUCAAUUUGGACUAUAAAGUUAUACAACCCAUUUUAAAAUCUAGAAUUAUAAACCUCCGGCAGCUUUUGCAGUCAGACCAGUCUCCGACUCUUGGUAGUCUUCUCCAGAGCUGUGGCCGACUUAAAUGAAGACGUAGUUUCAGCCUGCAGGGAAGUGGCCAGCCAAAAUCAGUGCUGGGAGAGUCACAGAGCUGGGCCUCCCAGGGAACCUGAGCCGGACGACCACCUAGGCACCUAAGCUCACAGGGGAUGAGCCACUAUUGGCUCAACGCCUUGGGCCUUCGGCCAGACUAGAACCUUUGACCAUCUUAGCUUCUUGGCUUCCUGUCUCCUGGCCCCUGAGCUCGUUUCUAGUUAAAAUGAUUAGUGUGAAAAGGAAGAUUCUUCAAGACCAUUCCAGACUCAUCAUUGCCAGUUAAACACAGGGCCUGGCUCUAUUCUAGGCACAGAAGACAGUAGAGAGACUGCCCUUGAGGAACAGAGGGUCCACAGGAAGCAAACAACUCUGUAUCCAGACCCCCUUCCCCCCAUCACACACACAGGGAGCAGCAGUAAGUGGAGUGAGUCUUCCUGAAAACCGGGAGGCAUGUGUGUCACCGGUGACAGAGUGAGAGGUGCUAUGAAGGCCGUCACCAGGACAUGACCUGGUUUGAAAGGUCAGAAAAUGCCUCCCUGAAGGAUUGAUAUUUAAGCUAGACCUGAAGGGUGAACAACCAAGCUAAAAUGUGUUUGGAGAAGAGCAUUCCCAGGCAGAGGGAAUCCUGGGGCUAGAAAGAGCUAGAAAACGAGGCUGGGGUGGCUGAAGCACAGCGAAGGAUGGAGAAACAGGUGGCCUGAACUGAGUGAAGAGACCUCAAAGGCCAUGUCAGCCUUUUCAAGUUAUUCCAAGAGGAAGGAAAGCCAGUCGCAACCAUUUAAGUAGGGGGACGACUCUCUAAUUGGCAUUUUCUGAAAGCACUGAAGCAAAGUGCAAAUGACAGACUUUGUGGUCCGCACGGGAGUAGUGACGAAUGGGGAGGGGAAUGGACUUCGGAGGUAGGUAGAUACCAAGGAUGAACUUGGCUCGAGCUCCUUGGCCAUAUGCAGAGGAGGGGAAGCUGGGAAGAGGGUCAGGGUAGAGGGGAAAUCCUAAUUUUUGCUGGGGUCUGAAUAAGAAAGCUAGGGAGUUUCUAUGCCUCACCCUCUAGGCCACUCAAAAGUUUGUGGCAGAACUGAGCCUAGAACCAAAACAGGUUCACCAAUAACAGGAAAGCUGGGAUUUUAACCCAUAUAGCCAAAUUCCAAGGCUCUUACACUUAACCACUACAACGUACUGCCCCCCAGUAAAUGGUAGUAAAAUUACUGGUCUAACAUGAUGCCUUUACUAGCUCCAGUAGUGGGGCAGAACAAGGGUCUAAGUUGCCUGCAAUCAUGGUCUAUGUGAGUGGUGCUCUCCUGAGUCAGGACUUGUCGCCUGGGGUGCCAGCCUUGUAUCCCCUCCAGCCACCCUAUGUUCUGUCUGCAAAGGCAGUAAUGGCCAGGCAGGCAGGCAGAGAAGUUUGGGUGGUCAUGGGGGAAUCUGGUUCCUCCACAGUCCCAUCUCCUGGUGUGUACCCUGCUCUUGCUAGUAGUAAUUUUAUCCUUGAGCAGAGAACUCGGCUUUCACAAUUAGCAUUGCAUAUUAUCCUCGGGCUUCCAGGCGUCACAGCAGAUUCGUGAGCAUGCAGGGGCCUCUUCACAAGACAUUUUCCUAUUCCUCGCUCAGAUGCACCAGCUUGAACCAGAGCUUGCUUGUUUCUGAUAGGACCUUCGCAGGUCACAACAAAUAGCCAACCAUCCUCACUUUUUGCUUUACCAAGAUCCCUAAAACUACAACCUCAGUGGUCAUAUGGUUGAGGGUCCCAAAAAGCAAGAGCAUGUUAACCAGCCAAUUUAUUACCAAUAUUCAAUUAAAAAAAAAAAAGGAAUCCUGGCUGCUCCAUACCCCAUGUGGACUUGGCCAAUUCCACGGCUAGGACCUGUGACUUGCAGCACCCCAUAGUCUAUCCUGUUUUGGGUACUCUUGGUUACAAGUGACAGGAACUAAAUGCAGUAGCAAAAAUGGAAAUGAUUGGUUUUUAUAAAUGGAUUGUAAUAAGUCAGGUGUGGCUAAAUCUAGGGUCAGAGGCUUGCACCGAGACUUCUGUUCCUUCCUAGCUCUGAUUGCCUCAGCUUGGCUUUAUUCUAAGGUGGUUUUUGCCACUUGACAGUAACAUGAUUCUUAGAUGGUCCUUUAGACUUAGAAUUCCAGAGAAAGAUAUUUUCAGCCCUGUGAUUCACGUAGCAAAUCUCUGGAGGUUUGAUUGGCCCUGCGCGGGUCCAAAGGAUGGCCUCUUGGCUUAGUCACUAAACAAGGAGAUGGGAGAUGUGAUGCAAGGUCUCCCUCCUUACAAGGAGGCUGGUGAAGUCUCAGAGCUUUUGUGCACGUGGUCCCCUUUGCCCAGAAACACAUCUCCCCAAAAGCUGGAUGGCUGUCUCCUUGUUAAAAUUUUGGCUUACCUGGCACUUCCUCAAGACAACCUCUCCUGACACCCAAUUUAAAGUCAUUCCCCAAUUAAGUUCAGUGGAUAUAAUAAAAGCCAAAAUAAUAAUAGCUUAAGAUGGAAGAUUUCUGAGCAGUCCAGAGCUGUGUCAGCCGAAGGUCUUGGCUCCUGCCUUAUCAGUCACCAUCGACACAUCUCCCCUCCCACCUCAUGAUCAAAGAUGGCAGGUCCAGUUCCCACCAACAGGUCCUCUUCAGCUGUCAGGAAGAAGAGAAGGGCCCAUGGAGGGCACAACCCAAAAGUUGCACACAUCACUUCUGUGCACAUGCCCUUGUCUGAACUUAGUCAUGUGGCCACAUCUACUAGUACACGCUAGGCUGGAAAAUAAGAGUCCAGUGGGGCAGCCAGGCACUCAGCUAAAACUCAGGGGUUCAAUUGCUAAGGAGGAAGAAGAGAAUGGACAUUGGGGCAGAUGACCAUCCCCAUCACAUGGAGAAUCACAGAAACAGUGGUCAGAAUAUCCAAGUAAAGAGGUCUUUAGAAAUGGGAGACAGACCCAGAGAAGGGACUUGCUGAAAUGCACACAAGCCAGCAACAGACUGAUGCUGGGAUUCAGGUCUCCUAACUGCAAGUCCAGUGCCUAAAACUAGAGAAGGAAUUGUAAAGGGGUGGGGUGAUUGAUUUUAGAGGAACUUUGACUUUUUAUGUAUUAUCUUAGCUGCAACUUUAUAUCAUGUAUGAUAUAUAUCUACCAAGGAUUUGUGUAAAUAAAUGAAAACUUGGCCAAUACAUAUAUGAAAAGGUGUUAUCUUCAUUAGUUAACAGAGAAAUUCAAAUUAAAACCACAAUGAGAUAGCACCAUACAUCUGUCAGAAUGCCUAAAAUUGUUGAGAAUGUGGAGCAAUUGGAACUCUCAGAUAUUUCUGGUACAACCACUUCAGAAAACUGGCACCAUCUUCCAAAGCUGGACAUAUCCUUGUUAUCUAGUGAUUUCACAUCUAGGGAUUUACCCAACAGAAACGUGUACAUGUAUUCACUAAAAGACAUAUUUGAGAAUGUUCAUAGUAACAUUUUCUAAUAUUGCAGUAACCAGAAACUGGAGAUAAGCCAAAUGUCAUCAACAGUAAAAUGUAGUACAUUCAUAUAAUGGAAUGUUACAGGUAUGACAAUGAAGCCUACACACAGCAACAUGAAUGAAUGAAACUUAUAAAUAAAAUUUUGAGCAACGAAGACAA
Pteronotus mesoamericanus is the source of this 6647-nucleotide messenger RNA. It is a transcript of the gene ALAD, whose product is annotated as aminolevulinate dehydratase. Gene Ontology annotation, cellular component: cytosol. The record is from RefSeq and is a predicted model, not a curated record. The transcript is spliced from 13 exons. NCBI's taxonomy places the organism in Eukaryota, Metazoa, Chordata, Mammalia, Chiroptera, Mormoopidae. Gene Ontology annotation, molecular function: porphobilinogen synthase activity; zinc ion binding. Bases 358 to 1347 code for a protein of 329 amino acids. Gene Ontology annotation, biological process: heme biosynthetic process.